AUGAUCGCCCGCAUCGCCGGGGUACCGAAAGCGCCGAUGACCCCGUCCCUCUUUGGUGAUCGAACAAGUGAACGUUCAACGAAAAGUGGCCCGCGUUACGCGUUUUACCCGGUCCAGAACCACACGCGUCUCGGCGCAAUUCGUUCGGCACAGUUUUGGCGCGACGAGGAGAGUGACGAACGUCCGUCCGAACGAAUUUUCGCUGCGUGUACAACAAUACGUCCGUACGGAGAUGAUGUCUUACGAACUGUGGACUUGCGCUUACAAAUACGAACAAAUGAUGCAAAACGUUUUGACAAGGAUACAAAUUUAGAGAUGGUAAAACGGCCGAGUUCCGCGGUAGUCAGCGACGAAAUAAAUUUUACAAAAUAUUGA
This is a messenger RNA of Cinara cedri, 375 nucleotides long. The record is from the annotation of a GenBank genome assembly. NCBI's taxonomy places the organism in Eukaryota, Metazoa, Arthropoda, Insecta, Hemiptera, Aphididae.